AUUUAAUAUUGGGAAUAAAACAGUGCUAUAAACAAUAGUUACAUUUCAGGGGUAAACUUUGCUGAGAAUAUAUAUUGAUGUUUCUGAGGCAACCGCCGCUGAGAGGUUCUUCUUUAUCACAGCUUACAUUAAAAGCUGCUUAUUUUUUCAAAAGAAAAGAAACGGCACGUUAACUCUUAGUCGGACGAUCAUAGAAAUCUACAUGGUUCUCCUCAUAAUAGCUUUUCUUGCCUCUUUCUCGGCAACAUUUUUACAAGCAUUCCUAGCAGUUGAUGCCAAACAAGAAGUAGAAUAUCGAGUCAUAUCUCCAUUCACUGGCCAGGACCACCACACGCUCGCCGUAGUUGUCGAUGAUAAAAGCUAUCCAUUGAUCCGAUCAUCAGUAUCCCAACUUGUUCAUGUGGGCACUGCGCCAGCCUCUUCUCGUGACGACGGCUAUUAUUACGCCAAAAUCAAAGACAAUGUGAUUGUUGAGGAAGAAUAUAUGAGGCGAUUCACUGGCAUAGUCGAUACCACUACACCUUAUCAAUUUUAUAAUCGCUCACGAGAUUAUUGGGAUAUCACACCGUUGCCACAAGUCCUGGAUCCCCUCUCGGCUAUCCAUCGAAUCGAAAGCGAGCUGCACGUGUCUGGCGAAAUUGCUACAAUUCAUGUGAUGGGAAACCAAACAGAGAUCGACUAUAUGCACACCAACGUCCUAGAGGACUACCAAUUGAAAACAGAUAUGGUAUAUAUUAGGGGCAACGACAUUCAGACAUUCAAAGACGUUGAAUUUGAACUAGGAGGUAGAAGUUCACGGCGCAAUCCAAAAGUGAGCUACAAUUUCAAGAUUGCAAAGGGCGGCAAUACACUUCACGGAUAUCGUCGUUUCAAGCUACGCUCAUUAUACAAUGAUCCCUCAAACAUUCGAGAAGCACUGGCUUAUGGCGCCAUCGAGUCUGCUGGAUUGGCAUCUAGUCAUUUCUCUUAUGCUAGAGUAUUCAUUAAUAAUCAGACAGCUGGAUUCUUUGGAUUAAUCGAAAAUUUCAAGAACCCAUGGUACCGUAACGAAUUUGGCAAUGGAAGCAAGAAAGAAUACAGUCAAGGAACCGCUUACCAAGGAAACGGAGGAAGCGGUUACUUUGGUUCGGUUCCCAAAAAGCAUAUGUCUGAUCUCAGCUAUUAUCCCGAUAAUAUCACAGCUUAUUCGGACGGGCAAUACAAGAUCAAGGAGGAUCCAUCUGAAGGAAAGACCAACUAUCAACAUUUAAUGGAGCUUACGAAGUUUAUAUCAGAAGCACCUACUGAAACAGAUGAUGCAGUCCGGCAAUGGGAAGAGCAUUUGGACAUGGAUAGCGUAUUACGAAGUAUGGCGCUGGAAGUACUUCUUGGCUAUUCGGAUGGGUACAGCACAUCGGCAGAAAACUACUUUGUAUAUCAAGAAGCUGCAGACUCCAAGCGAUUUAUUUACAUGCCAUGGGAUCUUGAUCUCACUUUCGGGGAUACUAGGGUCAAACUAUCUGACUUGCUAACUGGAGACUACCGUGAUUUCCCUGGCAUGGUUGUACGUCCACUGACGAGCCAAUUUUUGCGUGUGGACGAAUUCAGGGAACGUUUCGAUACUUUGCUGAAAGUCCUUACCGAAAAGCUUGUCAAUCUUCAUGUUAUGGGACCUUUCAUCGAUGAUACCGUUGCCAUGGUGCGUGAGGACGUCGAAUGGGAUAAUUCACUCGCACGCUUGAGCCGUUUCAAUUCCAGCUCAAAUCACAAACCGUCGCCGAACGACAUUGUGCCCUGGCCGUUAGACAGGGAAACAAUGUACGACAGAUUGUUUGUCAGAGAUAAGCUCAAUAUUACAUUCGACAAAGCAGUAACUGGACCUACCGGAUCGAUCUCACUGUGUGGAGUCAAGGAGAUCCUCUCUGUAUUUACAUGA
Molecule: messenger RNA, 1915 nt
Organism: Zychaea mexicana
Lineage: Eukaryota; Fungi; Mucoromycota; Mucoromycetes; Mucorales; Lichtheimiaceae
Product: coth protein-domain-containing protein
Exons: 6
Coding region: 203-1915 (570 amino acids)
Source: RefSeq, a predicted model, not a curated record